AAACAUGAGGAGGAUGUGAUAAAGAGGGAGAACUGAUGGAGAAAGAGGGGAAAGAAAGGGGAAAAGGGAGAGAGAAAGGGGAAAAGGGAGAGAGAAAGGGGAAAAGAGGGAGAAAGAAAUAGAGGAGGAGAGGAGAAGAAGAGGGAGACACAGGGUUUGAAGCAAAUUUGGUGGAUUGGCAUGCUUAAGCGCACACGAAGGCGCGCCCGGAUGCCAUACUAAUUGGUUCCUCUGUGUCUUCUCUAUCUGGGUUGUACACAACUGCAAUGAAAGCUGCUGGCGCAAGUAGGAGAGUCCUCCAACUAAUUGAUCGUGUCUCAUCGAUGCCCAAAUCAGGAAACAAAUGUCCAUUGGGAGGUCAACAUGGAGAUGUAGAAAUAGAUGAUGUAUGGUUUGCCUAUCCUUCUCGCCCCAACCAUAUGGUACUGAGGGGAAUAACACUUAAACUGAGUCCUGGUUCAAAGGUUGCUCUUGUAGGCCCAAGCGGUGGUGGAAAAACUACAAUUGCAAAUUUGAUCGAGAGGAUUUAUGACCCACUUAAGGGGAAAAUUUUGUUGAACGGAAUUGCAUUGGCAGAAAUAUCGCAUGAGCAUCUUCACAAGCAGGUCAGCAUAGUGAGCCAGGAGCCAGUACUGUUUAAUUGUUCUAUUGAAGAAAACAUAUCCUAUGGUCUUAAUGGAAAAGCAAGCAGUAGUGAAAUUGAACAUGUAGCUAACUUGGCUAAUGCACAUGAGUUUAUAUCAAAAUUUCCUGAAAAAUAUAAAACCUAUGUUGGAGAGCGUGGUGUCAGGUUGUCAGGAGGUCAGAAGCAGAGAAUCGCAAUAGCAAGGGCAUUAUUAAUGAACCCCAAGAUACUCUUACUUGAUGAGGCAACAAGUGCUCUUGAUGCUGAGAGCGAGUUUUUGGUACAGGAUGCUAUGGAUUCUUUAGUGAAGGGAAGAACUGUACUUGUGAUAGCACACAGGCUUUCAACUGUAAAAAGCGCAGAUACAGUUGCUGUGAUAUCCAAUGGUGAGGUGGUUGAAAGUGGCACGCAUGAUGAACUUCUUAUCAAAAAUGGCAUCUACACUGCACUAGUGAGGAGGCAAUUGCAGUCACCGAACACAGACUUCUCAUCAAGCAUUUGAAUGUCUAAAAGAUCUGAACAGCCACAAUUCUUCAGGAUUUGUAUAAUACUGAGGCUCAUAUACACUAUUGGACCUAAGAUUCUGCAUCAGCUGCAAUCACUCUUUGCAAGUGGAACUGCUCUUGUGCAUUAUUUUCUAUAAUCAGAAAUAAGUGGUCCGAGUUCACAAGACCACACAUGUAAACAGAAAUCCAUAAGUACAGCUUUUAUGAGUUUCAAACAAAGGAAGGAAACCGAGCUUUUCG
Messenger RNA from Nymphaea colorata (pocket water lily), 1371 nucleotides. RefSeq names its product ABC transporter B family member 25-like. Gene Ontology annotation, cellular component: membrane. The transcript is spliced from 10 exons. Gene Ontology annotation, molecular function: ATP hydrolysis activity; ATPase-coupled transmembrane transporter activity; ATP binding. Gene Ontology annotation, biological process: transmembrane transport. NCBI's taxonomy places the organism in Eukaryota, Viridiplantae, Streptophyta, Magnoliopsida, Nymphaeales, Nymphaeaceae. The coding region runs from base 267 to 1127 and encodes 286 amino acids. The record is from RefSeq and is a predicted model, not a curated record.